AUGGAAUCGUUAAAUAAUUGGAAACCUUUAAUGGGAGAGGAACCAAUCUCCCAUAAUUAUAGAAUUACAACCCCGCUUUUCUUCUCCCCAAUGUCGACUGCCGUACCUCCGCCGCUACCGGCGGUGCUCAUCCCAGCCCUGCCAAACGAUCUGGCGUUGAAUAUUCUAGCUCGAGUACCGAGACAGUACCACCCGAUCCUCUCAGCUGUAUCCAAAUCAAUCAGAUUAGCCAUUUCUUCUACACAGCUGUUCACCCUUAGAUCACUCCUCAACCUCACCGAAACCUUGCUCUAUUUCAAGGUCGGUUCUUUAUUCCUCGACACCGAGAACUGGUUCGCCAUCUAUCAAAAACCAAUCGUCUACGGUCGCAAGAGUCUUCUUCAAUUCGCCCAACUCCUCCAACCGAACCCAAUUCAUUUGGUGGGAUCUGCCCACGCUGUUGUUGGCCCUAACAUUUACGUCAUCGGCGGCACCACCUCGGAUGACGCCAAUGUUGUCAAACCUUCCUCGGACGUGUGGGUGCUCGAUUGCCGCUCUCACACGUGGCAGCGGGGGCCAAGCAUGCGAACGCCACGGUUCGACGCUUCCACCGCCGUAGUGGACGGCAAGAUUUAUGUGAUUGGAGGACGAGCGAACAAUUCAUGGGUCGAAGUGUUUGACCCGGUGGCGGUGGGCGGUGGACGCUGGGAGGACAUUCCAGGCCCACUUGACGGGCGCAUAGAGCUGUUUACGGAUGUAGAAGUUGUGGAUGGUAGAAUCUGUGUCAGGGUAAGCAAUCAAGAGAUUCGGCUCGACCCGAAGACCACGACGUGGGAGGUGACCGGAUAUGAUUUGCCAUAUGGUGGGAGAGAGGAGUGUGUGGUCAAUGGGGUGUUUCAUCGCUGUGAUAAUAGGGGGAAAAUCGAAUGGUAUGAUGACAGGAACAGAGUGUGGAAAGAGCUCAAAGGUGGUGUGACGGAAAUGUUGCCCAAGUACGUUUGUGGUACCAAAUUGGUCAAUUUGAAAGGGAGGCUGGUUAUGAUGUGGGGAGAGGUGAGCUAUGGAAGUUCAGUCAAUGGUGUGGAGAAGAAGAAGAAAAGGAAGAAGGGGGUUGUGAAGUUAUGGUGUGGAGAAAUUGAAGUGAGUAAAAAUGGAGAUUGCAGGGAUUUAUGGGGUGAGCUUGUUCAAAAGGUGUGUUUGCUUCCAGAAGGGAGUUGGGGUUUGGCCGAAAAGAACUUUUAUGAGUCUGUGUUUCUUUUCGAUGGCAUAACUUUGUGUGUUUCUUUGUGAAGUCAUGGUGUUCUAUAUAAAUUCCUAUGAUAUUUGAUAUCGAUAUGAUGUUUCGUACCACUUAUAUACACACACAGUGACAGUGUUAUAGUUGUUUGACUCUCUGUAGAAAUGGGGUAACAAAGCAGAUUCUAAAGACAUAAGAUGAAAAUGGUGAAUUAUCCUUGUA
Molecule: messenger RNA, 1438 nt
Organism: Humulus lupulus (European hop)
Lineage: Eukaryota; Viridiplantae; Streptophyta; Magnoliopsida; Rosales; Cannabaceae
Product: F-box/kelch-repeat protein SKIP6-like
Exons: 1
Coding region: 1-1269 (422 amino acids)
Molecular function (GO): protein binding
Source: RefSeq, a predicted model, not a curated record